Molecule: messenger RNA, 680 nt
Organism: Homo sapiens (human)
Lineage: Eukaryota; Metazoa; Chordata; Mammalia; Primates; Hominidae
Gene: TMEM247
Product: transmembrane protein 247
Exons: 3
Cellular component (GO): membrane; endoplasmic reticulum
Source: RefSeq, marked validated
GGCAGCGUUCUGGUUUUCUGGAUGGCAGCAGAGGACAGGGAGAUGAUGGAAGCCCGGGGUGCGGGAGAAAGUUGCCCGACCUUCCCCAAGAUGGUGCCUGGUGACUCCAAGUCUGAAGGGAAGCCAAGGGCUUAUCUGGAGGCAGAGUCCCAGAAGCCAGACUCCUCCUAUGACUACUUGGAAGAGAUGGAAGCUUGUGAGGACGGAGGCUGCCAAGGGCCGCUUAAAUCGCUGUCCCCCAAGUCCUGCCGUGCUACCAAAGGCCAGGCUGGCGACGGACCCAAACCCGCAGAGCUGCCCCCGACCCCUGGGACUGAGCGCAAUCCCGAGAUGGAGCUGGAGAAGGUGCGCAUGGAGUUCGAGCUCACGCGGCUCAAGUACCUGCAUGAGAAGAACCAGCGGCAGCGGCAGCACGAGGUGGUGAUGGAGCAGCUGCAGCGGGAGCGGCAGCACGAGGUGGUGAUGGAGCAGCUGCAGCAAGAGGCGGCGCCCCGCCUGUUUUCAGGAGGCCUCCAGAACUUCCUGCUGCCCCAGAACCAGUUUGCCAUGUUCCUGUACUGCUUCAUCUUCAUUCACAUCAUCUAUGUCACCAAGGAGAUGGUCUUCUUUCUCUUCGCCAAGCACUACCUAUUCUGCAUUGCAGCCAUUUUGCUCUGUUUGAUUAAAACUUUCUGGUCAUA